Messenger RNA from Cynara cardunculus var. scolymus (artichoke), 2126 nucleotides. RefSeq names its product F-box/kelch-repeat protein At1g55270-like. Gene Ontology annotation, molecular function: protein binding. Lineage: Eukaryota; Viridiplantae; Streptophyta; Magnoliopsida; Asterales; Asteraceae. The transcript is spliced from 3 exons. Bases 727 to 2010 code for a protein of 427 amino acids. The record is from RefSeq and is a predicted model, not a curated record.
UUUCCUUUUCUUUAAUUGGGAGGCCACCAAAUCUCAUCAUCAUCAUUCUUUCUCUUUCUCUUUCUCUUUCGCUUAAUGGUUUAGGUUAGUUUUUGGCACUCUUCUUCAACCCAAUCUUCUGCUUGUUAGGUUGCACCAUUGGAGCAAUGGGCCCUCUUCUCCACUCAAGACUUUAAUGGUGAGAAAACAGUAAAAAGGGGGUCUCUUUCUUCAUUUGCUUUUCUUCCUCAUAUCUUGCUGUCUUGCAUUUGAGGGUUUUAGGUCAACAAUAAAACUCUUUGUUUUAUGAUUUGUGGGUUUUUGAUCUACACGGUUUUUGCGAAAUGGGAUUUUGAUUUCCUAGGGUUUUGCUCUUUGUGUCUUUCUUUAUAAUUUAUGGGGUUUUGAUUUCUUGGGUUUGUAUUGACCAUUUGGAGAUCUGAGCUUGAGUUUAUGCUUUUUGAUCAGCUUUGUUGACUAUAUAAAGUUUGUGCCUUUUGAGUGUUCUGUUCUUUAUCUUCAAUUUCUUCAACUGGGUAUCAAAUUCAAAUUGUGGGUGUUUUGCUUCUUGAAUUAUAAUCUUGACUUUGAAACUGGUGAGUUGGGUUUUAGAGGAAGAAACCCUAAUCCCUCUACGGGGUCCAAUCUAUGUUUCAAAGGCAAAGAUUGAGGAUCAAGAACUUGCUUUGAAGCUGCCAUUGGAGAUGAUGAAUUAUGAAAUCCGCAUGUAGUUAGCUGAUCUCAAGAAUGGAAAGAGGGAUUCAGCCUCCUUUGGUGGAUACAACAGCUUGCUUGUGUAGAGUAGACGCCGGUCUGAAAACCGUCGCUGGAGCAAAAAGAUUCGUUCCUGGUGCAAAGCUGUGUCUGCAACCCGACAUCAAACCAUCGAUCCACCCCACCAGACAAAAACCACCGCGUGACCGAACCCGUAGCCAAUCCCCUCUUCUGCCCGGACUGCCCGAUGAUCUCGCCAUUGCCUGUUUGAUACGUGUCCCAAGAAUCGAGCACCGCAAGCUCCGGUUAGUUUGCAAAAGAUGGUAUCGUCUUCUGGCAGGGAAUUUUUUCUAUUCUCUUCGCAAGAGCCUAGAAAUCGCUGAAGAAUGGGUGUACGUUAUGAAAAGAGACAAAGAUCGAAAGAUGACGUGGCAUGGGUUCGACCCAAUGAACCAGCUCUGGCAGCCGCUACCACCUGUGCCCAAAGAAUACUCGGAAGCCCUGGGGUUCGGGUGUGCGGUUCUGAGCGGCUGCCAUUUGUAUUUGUUUGGUGGUAAAGAUCCCGUCAAGGGUUCGAUGAGACGAGUGGUUUACUAUAGCGCACGGACUAAUAAAUGGCACCGGGCCCCCGAUAUGCUUAGGAGACGACAUUUCUUCGGAUCUUGUGUCAUAAACAACUGUUUGUAUGUAGCCGGUGGCGAAAACGAGGGGGUCCAACGGUCUCUAAGAUCAGCAGAGGUUUACGAUCCAAGCAAGAACCGAUGGUGUUUCGUUUCGGAUAUGAGCACAGCAAUGGUGCCGUUUAUCGGGGUGGUUUAUGGCGGAAAGUGGUUCUUAAAGGGGCUUGGGUCACACCGGCAGGUGGUAAGCGAAAUGUACCAACCGGAAACAGACAUGUGGACCCCGGUUCACGACGGGAUGGUUUCCGGUUGGAGGAAUCCAAGCACGUGCUUAAACGGGAAACUUUACGCUUUGGAGUGCAAAGACGGGUGUAAAGUAAGGGUUUACGAUGAAGAAACGGAUUCUUGGAGCAAACAUAUCGAUAGCAAAAUGCAUAUGGGGAACUCAAAGGCUUUAGAGGCGGCGGCAUUGGUGCCGCUUAACGGGAAACUCUGUAUCAUACGGAACAACAUGAGUAUUUCGUUGGUAAACGUGGCGAAAGACGGUGGUGAAGGAAUGGUGGCAGCGGAGCAUUUGUGGGAAACGUUGGCCGGAAAAGGACAGUUGAAGACAUUGGUGACGAAUCUAUGGUGGAGCCUGGCGGGUCGGAACCGCCUGAAAAGCCAUAUUGUUCACUGUCAAGUUCUUCAAGCAUGAAAAAUGGCGGAUGAUGUUAUAUACACACUUGAAUGUUUUAGUUGUUGGAAUCAUCGAAUCGAAUCUUGACCAAAAUCAUUUCUACUUAAAUGUUAUCAUAGCUUAGCCUUACGUAC